AUGUUCCUCCGAGCGUGGACGGUGGUGCUCCGAUACUAUGUCGGAAGUGACAUGAUCUGUUUUGGGCAGAUCGACGACACAGCCAAGGCAUCCCCGCGAUUCACUCUCUGUCACGGAGACAUUGCGGUGAAUGCCUCCUUGAAGGAACUGGAACCUUCGUUUGAGAUCUCUGAACAUGCCCAGAUCAGCCAGUCAGCCGCAGACUGGAUGAACGCGAACACGUCCUUCAACACCCUUGUCUGGAAGUCUUCGCAGCCAGAAUCCUUCUCUGCCAUCAAUGACUUAGAUACCACAAAGUCCGCCAUUGUACUACUAGUAUCCAACUCCCCGCAGCCGCAAGCCACCCUCCUCUACGCGCCACACCUCAUUGGGGACCCCGUUGCAUCCGCCGUCGCAGAAGCGGUCGGGUAUGUCGCAAGCGUAUUCCUCGAUGCGCCAGAGACGACCAUCGGGGAGAUCGAUCUCUUUGGGCACAGCUCAUGGGAGCAGAUCCAGCAGUGGAACAGAACGGUUCCAGACAUGGUGGAAGAGUGCCUGCAUGAGCAGAUCGAUAAGACCGCAUUGACCUGUCCCGACAAGAUCGCCUUGGAGUGUUGGGACGGGUCCAUGACUUACGCGCAACUGGUGGACUAUACAAAUCGUGUAGGGAAUUUCCUUAUCGACCAGAACAUCCGGCCCUCGGUGUUUGUACCAUGCUGCUUCGACAAGUCGCUUUGGGCUGCCAUCUCCAUGCUGGGUGUGCUGAAAGCCGGCGGCGCAUUCGUUUGUAUCGACCCUGCCCAGCCGAUCGAUCGCCUGACCACGAUUAUCGAAGAGGUGGACGCAAAUUUCGUCUUGGCUGCGCCGGAGCAUUGCAAGAUGUUUGCUGGCACCGGGUGCACGCCACUGGCGAUCGACGCGGACUUCAUCUACAGCCUUCCUCCCUGCCAUGGCCUCCCUCGCCGCGCAACGCCCAAGGACCCCCUGCUCGCCAUCUUCACCUCCGGCAGCACGGGAAAGCCCAAGGGUAUCAUCCAUGAACAUCGCGCAGUUUGCUCUAGUGCUAAGGAGCAUGCUGUCCGCCUGAACAUUAAUAGCGACACUCGAACAUUCCAAUUUGCCUCUUUCACUUUCAUUAUUAACACCUUUGAACUGUUUACUCCACUUCUUAAAGGGGGCUGCGCCUGUAUCCCCUCCAAGGAAGACCGACUCGGGCGCACAGCUGGAGCCAUGCGCGACUUCAAGGCAAACUGGGUAUGCCUGACGCCCUCGUUUGUCCGUUCUGUAAAACCUGAAGACAUCCCCGAUGUGAAAACCCUCCUUCUCGCCGGUGAACCAGUCCAACAGGAUAACCUCGAGAUGUGGCGUAGCCAUGUCCGGCUAUUAAACAUGUACGGUGCAAGCGAGGCCUCGGUUUGCGUCACGGGUGAAUUGUCGGGGUCCGUUGACCGCUCCACAAUUGGCACGGGCACUGGCGUGGCGACGUGGAUUGUUGAUCCGACAGAUGAUGAUCGCCUCGCUCCUAUCGGUGCCAUCGGAGAGCUCGUCGUUGAGGGCCCUGUUUUGGCGCGCGAAUAUAUCAACCAACCCGAGAAGACCGCCGCCUCGUUCAUUUCCAACACCUCGUGGCUUCAGAGAAUUCGUGAUGGAGCCCCGACGCGUGCAUAUAAGACUGGCGAUUUAGCCCGCUACGGGUCCGACGGGCGCAUCAACCUGGUCGGACGUAAGGAUAUGCAAGUCAAACUGCGUGGUCAGCGAAUUGAACUCGAGGAAGUUGAGUUCCAUCUCCGCCAGACGCUUCCAAAGGGCAUUGAGCUGGUGGUUGGCCUUGUGAAGCCGGUCGACCAGCCGGACAGGCCAUUCCUGGCUGCGUUCGUUGCGUUGAAAAAGAGUCUCGAUGCUGGUUUCCACCAAGUCGACGAUACUUCUUCCCAGCUCCUGGAUGAAGCCACUCGUGGAUGGAAAGACCAGGCGGCAAAUUCCUUGCCAGGGUACAUGGUGCCAUCUACCUUGGUUAAGCUGAAGCACAUGCCUCUCACAGCUUCUGGAAAGACGAAUCGCAAAGCCGUUAGUGACUAUGCAUCGCAAUUGACCGUCGCCGCAUUGACGGGGGCGAAGAAGAAAGAGCAUAAGGAGCCUGCCACACCUACUGGAAUUGUCUUGCGCAAGUUGUGGGCGCAGGUGCUGGAUCUUCCCCCCGAGGCCAUCUCUGCCGACGACAGCUUUCUUGAGCUUGGUGGCAACUCCAUCGAUGCGAUGAAGUUGGUCAACAUUGCCCGGGAUGAAGCAAUGGGACUGAGUGUUGGCGAGAUUUUCGGCCAUCCCACUUUGGAUGACAUGGCCGCAGCUUCGUGGAAGCUAGAUGCGCAGGAGUUUGAAGACGUUCCCUUCUCGCUGCUCGAUGAGUCAAUCGAUACAAAUGACCUAAUCGAAAAGGUUGCGGCCCAAUGCAAAGUCAGCGCCUCUGCCAUCGAGGAUCUUUAUCCAUGCACUGCCUUACAAGACGGUCUAAUGGCUCUCUCGGACAGCCGUGAUGGCGCGUACAUUGCCCAGCACACUCUCGCUCUGGGCAAGGAUAUCGACGUGAACCGCUUCAAGCGCGCCUGUCAGCAGGUUGUUGAUGCGCAUCCAAUUCUGCGUACGCGGAUUGUGUUCUCGACAGAGUCGACAUCCCUCCAGGCGGUGGUCCGUGGGGACAUUGACUGGCAGGUUGGCGAGAAGCUCAAGGAUUUCCUGCAGAGCGACAAGGAGCGCCCAAUGCGCAGUGGAGACAGCCUUACUCGCUACGGUCUUGUCCACGAAGGCGUCGAAUGGACCUUUGUGUGGACCGUGCAUCACGCAGUCUACGAUGCCUGGACUUUGGAAUUAGUCUUUGACCGGCUUCACAAAGCGUACCACGGCGAACCUAUGGCCAAGGAUGUCACAUUCAAGGAAUUCAUGAGCUACGUGGUCAACACCAGUGCAAAUGCUUCGGAGGAGUACUGGAGAAACUACCUUGCCGGUGCAACUCAGAAUGAAUUCCCCUGCACGGUGUCCACAGCAAAGCAACCGGUGUCCGACGCAACCUUUGGUUAUGAAAUGAGCAUCAAAUCUGCCGAUCAGCAGUCGGGCAUCACUUUAGCGUCCAUGAUCAGGGCUGCUUGGGGUAUCCUCAUCGGCUCCCACUCUGAAGCAGAUGAUGUCGUCUUUGGCACCAUUGUUUCUGGCCGAAAUGCGCCGGUCUCCAACCUCGAUCGCCUGGUUGGUCCUGGUAUUGCAGCUGUUCCUGUGCGCGUGAAGAUUCCGGAUAAUAGCACCUUGACCGUCAGAGACUUUGUCAAGCGCGUUCAGUCUGAGGCCACCGAGUCUAUUGCGUAUGAACAAGCCGGCCUGCAGAAUAUCCGCCGGGUAAGCCCUGAGGCCAGUUCGGCGUGCGACUUCCAGACGCUCCUCGUUGUGCAGCCCGCCAAGGAACCGGUACUCACGUCCGAGACUCCAAACCUCCGAGCUGUCUCUGGAGCGAAUGCAAACUUCGGAACAUAUGCUCUGACCCUGGAAUGCUCACUGAAGUCCAACGGCGUGGCUUGCGCUGCCCAUUACGACUCUAGCCUAGUAGACGGAGACUACAUCCGUCGCAUCCUUGGUCAGCUGGAGCAUCUCUUGCAGCAGAUCUGCACCUCGACCGCGGAGACCAAAUUGAAUGAGCUUACUUUUAUCAGCGCUCAGGAUCAAGCGAAUAUCCGCCAAUGGAAUCAGGACAUCCCGAGCCAGGUCAAUGAGACAAUUCAUGGGCUUAUUGCCAACCGGUUUACCGAGCGGCCCAAGAGCCAGGCCGUCUGCGCCUGGGAUGGCUCUUUUACUUAUGCCGAAUUAGACCGCCAUUCAGCUCGGUUGGCUCGUCGGCUCGCGGAGCUGGGCGCCGGACCAGAGACAUUCAUCCCCUGUUGCUUUGAAAAGAGCCGCUGGUCCGUGGCUGCCAUGCUUGGUGUCCUUCGGUCGGGGUCUGCUUUCUUGAAUAUCGAUCCCUCUCAGCCAGAGAGUCGCAUUCAGUUAAUGAUCAGGAAACUCAAGGGACAGACCAUCGUUUGUUCGCCGGAGCAAUAUGAUCUCUGCACCAGGGUGGCGGAGGGUCGCAACAUUGUGAUUCUGAACGAAGACACUCCGGAGGAAUCUACCUCCGAAGUGACUCCGAUAGCCCAGGUCAGCCCGGACAAUGCUGCCUAUGUCAUCUUUACCUCCGGCAGCACCGGGGAGCCAAAGGGCACUAUCAUCCAGCAUGGAGCCUAUUGCUCUGGUUCCAUAACCCAUGCCCCAGCGAUGCUGAUGGAUGGUGACACCCGUGCCUUACAAUUCGCAUCCUUUACCUUUGACGCUAGUCUGGUAGAAAUUCUCACUGUCUUGGUUGUCGGUGGAUGCGUUUGUAUGCCAUCCGAGGAACAGCGCAAGAGGGAUGUGACGGAAGCGUUCCGUGCUACCAGGGCAAAUUGGGCCGUGCUGACCCCCUCCUUCGUGAAUCUCAUCAAACCAGAGGACGUUCCUUCGCUCAAGACGUUGGGCCUUGCAGGUGAGGCAAUGUCGCGCUCUCACAUUGAGACCUGGGGACACCGUGUCCGGCUGAUCAACGCCUACGGGCCGAGUGAGUGUUGCGUGUGCAGUACGUCCAACGUCGACGUCACGCUGGAAUCCGAUCCUCGGAACAUUGGGCGUGCGUGCUCCGGAGCUUCUUGGGUCGUCAUGCCGAAUAAUCAUCAUCGGUUGGUCCCCAUCGGAAGCGUGGGAGAACUUGUCAUGGAAGGAUGGAAUGUCGGACGUGGAUAUCUGAAUGAGCCUACCAAAACACAAGCGGCUUUCGUUGAAAACCCUCGGUGGUUGUUCCCCGACGACAACACUCGGCCGCCUGUUGUGUACAAGACCGGUGACUUGGUACGCUACAACCCUGACGGCACGUUGAGCUUCCUGCGCCGCAAGGAUACCCAGGUCAAACUUCGGGGCCAGCGUGUCGAGUUGGGAGAGAUCGAAUAUCGGAUCAAACAGAGCCUGGCUUCGAAGCCGGACGCGGUUGUGGAUAUCCUGACCCCCAAAGAUGCACCAGACCAGCCGCGCCUCGUUGCUUUCCUCCCAAUCACCAUGGAAGACGGAAUGGGUAGCAGCAACGCGCUUGAUCAACUGCUCCCCCCGCCCAGUGAGCAGCAUCUAGCGGCAGUCGCAGGGCUGGACGAUCUCCUUGCCGAGUUCCUUCCGAUGCACAUGAUUCCGAGCGCUUAUCUCCCGGUGCAGUAUAUUCCUAAGCUGCCCUCUGGGAAGGCAGACCGCAAGACCUUGAUCCGGUGCGGCAGUCAGUUGACACACCGUCAGAUGGCCGAGUAUUCUGGUGCUGUUGUGGAUGUGCGGCCUCCGACCACGGAGAUGCAGUGCACGCUCCAGCGACUCUGGGCUGACUGUUUGAAGCUUCCCACAGCCCAAAUCAGCCUGAAUGAUAACUUCCUUCGUCUGGGCGGCGACUCCAUAACAGCCAUGCGGCUUGCGUCUGCGGCUCGCGCACAAGGAAUUCCCCUAUCGACGGCCACCGUCUUCCAGCAUCCGACUCUUGAGGCCAUGAGUGCCAUUGCGGAGACUCUGGCGGAGCAGAAGUUACCCCAGUCCUUCGAAGCAUUCUCAAGCGUCAAGUCGAUCCCCAAGGAUCAGCUGCUUAACGAGAUUGUGCUGCCGCAGGCGAAGGUCCCUGCAUCCUCCGUCCAGGAUGUCGUCGAAUCGACUGAUUUCCAGACGCUUGCAAUCAAUGGAGGUCUGAACCAGACCAGAGGUUGGAGCAAUUACCUCGUGUUUGAUUUCGACGGACCGAUUGAUCUCCGCCGGUUACAGGUCGCAUGUGAGAAGCUCAUUGCUCACCACGCCAUCCUCCGGACUGUGUUUGUUACCACCGGAUCGCAAUUAUUGCAGGUUGUCCUCCAGUCCUACAAGCCAGAGUUCACUUUCCACAUUCAGGACGAACAGGAUCCGUCUGAGAGGCUUGUACGGGAGGACCUGGCUCGUCCACCGCACCUGGGAGAGCCGAUUGUGCGGUUUAUGCUGAUCAAGGACGGUGCGGUCCGCCACCGGCUAAUCAUGCGUGUUUCUCAUGCGCAAUACGAUGGUGCUUCGAUGCCGCUGUUGCUGCAGGAUCUUCGUUUGGCCUACCGGGGGGAGACGCUGCCCAAGCGUCCCAAUUUCUCCGACUUUGUGCGCAUGCAACUCCACGUAAACCAGGGAGCGGAAGAUUUCUAUACGAAGCUGUUGACUGGGUCUGCUAUGACACAGUUCGUCUCUCACAAGAAGAUGUCCACUACGAACGUCCUGAACACUAUGAUUGCCGACAUGGUUCCGUUGGUUGCCUUCAAGAACCAUGGUAUCACUGCGGCCACCGUUAUCAAGGCCGCAUGGGCCUUGGUGCUGGGAGAGAUGGCCGCUACCACGGACGUGGUGUACGGUCAUAUGGUUUCAGGUCGCAAUCUCCAACUGGACAACGUGGAGGCCAUCAUGGGCCCUUGUCUGAACAUCGUGCCGGUGCGGGCAAACAUGGGUAUCAUGAAAACCAUUCUGGACCUGCUGCAGACGAUUCAGCAGCAGCAGACCGACACCAUCCCGCAUGAGAGCUUGGGAUUCCGUCAGAUUAUCGACAAAUGUACUGACUGGCCCGCGGAGACCCGGUUCAGCUCCGUAUUCCAGUACCAGGAAUUCGGAGGGGAAGACGCCAGCCAACCUCUAUCCAUUGAGCGUACGCUGAAGUGUGCGCCCGGAUUCAUCUGCCCGGCCCCAGAUGCCUGUGACCUAUCCAUCCUCGCGACCCCUGUGGGUGAGCAGGUGCGGAUCGAGAUGAUCUUCUCUAAUCACUCGAUGUCUCGUUCGUUUGCCGAGGGCACGAUGCGCAAGCUGUGCUCCAAGGUCGAGUUGAUUUCGCGCGGCGUCGAGGCACAGCUGCCUACGGUGACUGAGGUGCGAGACAUUCGUCCGUCCAUUCCUCUCGCCGAGCCUUUAGUGAACGGCAACGUCAACUCGAUGGUGAAGAACGUUGUGAAUGGGAUCAAUUCGCGUGGCAUGAAUGGGGCCCACGAGACGAACGGGGUUGGAGAUGAACAAGAGCCCAUGGAGGAAGUCAACCUGUUGGCAUCAGUCCGGAUUAAUUAA
Aspergillus terreus NIH2624 is the source of this 7122-nucleotide messenger RNA. RefSeq lists its product as uncharacterized. The record is from RefSeq and is a predicted model, not a curated record. The transcript is spliced from 2 exons. Bases 1 to 7122 code for a protein of 2373 amino acids. Gene Ontology annotation, molecular function: catalytic activity; phosphopantetheine binding. Gene Ontology annotation, cellular component: cytoplasm. Gene Ontology annotation, biological process: amino acid activation for nonribosomal peptide biosynthetic process; secondary metabolite biosynthetic process. Lineage: Eukaryota; Fungi; Ascomycota; Eurotiomycetes; Eurotiales; Aspergillaceae.